UCCUCUUCAUUCAUAAGCCUCCUCCUCGCCUCCAUCAGCUCACAGUCUGUCGGGAACUCUUACCGGCACCACCAGGACUCUACCGGUUCACUUGAUACAGAUAACAGGACUUCUCUCCAGUCAUGACUCGGGUUUCUCCUCCCGUCUUUGUGUUGCUGCUAUGUGCGGCUGUUGUUGUGGUGAUUAUUAAGUCUGGAGACAAUCUGGUAAGAAAAAGAAGAGAAUGGAUUCUCCCUCCAAAGCCACUGAAGGAAAAUGUGGACUACACUAAACAGGAGUCUAUUGCCAAGAUUCGGUCAGAUUUUGAAACUGAAUCAAAAAAUAUUGACUACUCUCUGGAAGGUAUUGGUGCAAGUGAAUAUCCCUUCCACGUGUUUGUAGUAGACCGUAAAAGUGGAUUAAUUAAGGUGACCAAAAUACUCAACAGGGAGGAAAUCGAUACGUACAAUCUGUCUGGCGUUGCUAAGUUCACUGAUGGCAGAGAGGCAGAGACAAAGAUUGACAUACGAAUCAAGGUCGUCGAUGAGAACGACAACGCACCAGUGUUUGGAGACAUAAAGCCCGGGGAGGUGAAGGAGCUCAGUGCUGCAGGAACUUCAGUUAUGAAAAUAACUGCAACUGAUGCUGAUGAACCAGGGAAUGUGAACUCUCAGAUCGCCUAUUCCAUCAUAGAUCAGGACCCACCUGGUGACAUGUUCUACAUUACCAAGGAUGGGACCAUCCACGUCAAAAAUUCUGCCCUGGACAGAGAGGACGUAGAUAAGUACACUCUGACAGUGAAAGGUCAAGACUUAAACGGCGAACCAGGGGGAAAGAGUGCAACUGGCACAGUCACCAUUAAUGUACAAGAUGUGAAUGACAACCUUCCCACCUUGGAAAAACAGCAGUAUGAGGGCAGCAUUGAGGAGAACACACAGAAUGUGGAGGUGAUGAGGAUCAAAGUAGAGGACCUGGACCUGAAGGACACAGACAACUGGAAAGCUGUGUUUGACAUUGUCAAAGGCAACAAGGCUGGGUACUUCAGCAUCCAUACAGACCCCAAGACCAACGAGGGCGUCCUAAUGCUCGACAAGGCUGUGGACUAUGAGGAUGUGAAGGACCUUGACCUAGGACUAGCUGUGAGGAACGUGGCUCCACCAUAUGAUGGAUCUGCGACAAAUGCUGAAGUUGGUAUAGGGGGACCAACUGGUGCUAGUGGGGGAGGUGGGACAACAACAUGGCUAGGUGGGACCAAAUUUAAAACCUAUCCACUUAAAAUCAAUGUGAAGAACCAGCCGGAGGGGCCAAGUUUUGACCCCAAAGUCAAAGCUAUUCCCAUCUCAGAAGGAAGCAGCUACACCACUAAGGAUGUUAUUGCCCAAUACCAGGCAACAGAUGAAGACACUGGGACACCAGCUGAGAAUGUCAGGUAUGCCAAGAACUCCGACCCUGACAACUGGCUGAUCAUCGACCCAAAGACAGCUGAGAUCAGACUGAACAAGAUGCCUGAUAGAGAAUCCCCAUACCUGGUCAAUGGGACAUAUUUAGCUGAAGUACUCUGCAUUACAGAAGACAUGCCCUCUAAAACAGCGACCGGCACAGUAGCCAUCCAGGUGGAAGAUUUUAAUGACAACUGCCCCACCCUGACCAGUACCUUCGAGACUAUGUGUACCACCACUGAUAGUGUUAUCGUGAACGCUAAAGAUGAUGAUUACUACCCUAACGGGCCUCCGUUUCACUUUGCCGUCAUCCCAGAGGGCACUCAGGGCAAAUGGCGCGUGGAGCAUUUAAAUGACACUGCAGCUAUCCUGAGGGCCCAAGGGCCCGUGUGGCCUGGUUCAUUUGAGGUGGAGUUUAUGGUGACGGACCAGCAGGGACUGUUCUGUCCAGAACCACAGAAAGCGACGGUCCAAGUUUGCACCUGUGAGGACGGGGUGGUGUGUGGAAAACGAGGGGCCCAAGGUCAGAACGACAAAGGAUCAUCGUUGGGACCUGCAGGCAUCGGACUGCUAUUCCUGGGCCUGCUGCUGUUACUACUCUUUCUUCUGUUGCUGCUCUUCUGCCAUUGUGGCGGGGCUGGUGGUCUGCCAGGGGGCUUUACUAAAAUGCCUUUCGAGACCAAAUCACACCUCAUUAACUACCACACCGAGGGUCAGGGAGAGAACACGGCGGUGCCGUUGCUGAACAUGCCAUUACAAGAGGCAGUGGUGCCCAUGCAAAGAUCUGAUAUCCAGAACUUGGCUGCCUUUCCAGAGGGUUAUGGAAGUGGGACUUAUGAUAGUGGGGCUUAUGGAAGAGGGGGUUAUGGAAGUGGGGCUAUUGGAAUUGGCCAGGGAGAGUGGGGGACGAUGAACCAGACGAACGGCAGUGUCUUCCAAUCUGAGUUUGAUGGCGGAGAAUCACGAGGAGGUGGAGGAAUGGAUGACGGCAUGGCUCUGCCAGACCACUUCCUGGGACAGUACUACUCUCAGAAGGUGCUCAGCGAUAACGAGAACCUUGGAGUGAAGGACGGUCUUUUGGUUUAUGACUACGAGGGCCAGGGCUCCCUCGCUGGGUCAGUGGGCUGCUGCAGCCUCCUGGAGUCUGACAACGACCUGCGGUUCCUCGAUGACCUCGGGAUGAAGUUCAAGACCCUGGCUGAGGUGUGCGGAGGCAAGAAGAUCCUGACUGAAGUCAAACCAGUGUACACUCCUCGGCCCAGUGCCUCCAUCAACACUCAGACCUCAGUGUCAAGUAUGAUGACUGCCCAACAGCUGCCCCCUCUACCCAAGCCGACCCCCCCUCAGACUGUGGUCAAGGAGGUAUCAGAGGUGGUGAAGGAAAGCACGGCCACAGUGAGGAAAGAGAUGCCCUCAGUGAGUACAGGGAUGACCAUAGUGAAGGAAGGGAUGCCCUCAGUGAGGACAGGGAUGACCAUAGUGAAGGAAGGGAUGCCCUCAGUGAGGACAGGGAUGACUAUAGUGAAGGAAGGGAUGGCAAAUCCAGGCCAGAUGCUCCUGCUACAGCCGCAGCAGCAGCAGCAGCCUGUCUACUACACCACCGCCCCUGUGAUGCAGCCCAUGCACUACGUAGUCCAGCCACAGGUUCAAAACACUGUGCUGCUGGCUGAGGCACCAGCUACCAACCUGCAGGGCAUGGUACUGGUUAACGGCAUCCAGACUGGACCUGCCCAAGGCAUGGUUGUACAAGGGCAGACAAUGAUGUCCAGCGGACCAGCCCAGGGCCCGCACAUGAUGCUGGUGGAGAGGAGCGGAAUCCAAGGCGGCGGUGCCAACCUGGUCCACACUGGCAACCUCUCUGGCUCCCAGACCAUGAUGGUGGUGGAGGGCAGGGUCCCAGCAGGGUCAAUGAAAGGGCUGAAUGGAAGCCAGAUUGGUGUCGUGCAGGGGGGCACUCUGCAGUCAGGAGGGCUUUCAGGAUCUCAGAGGGUCCUGGUGGUCGGAGGGCCAACAAGCAGUGGAGGGCAGUUGGUCCAGGAGGCAGGAAGUUUGUCCCAGAAGAUUGGGUCUCUCUCUGGGUCUCAAAGAGUUCUCUACAGCAAGGGCAGCUCAUCCAUGGGUCCUCAGAGCGGCACGCUGGGUUCCUCUACCACCACAGUGAGUUCUAUCCCCACCUACAGCAAGGUGGUGGUGCAGGAGACGAGAGAAAUUCGCUGUACCUUCGAGACUAUGUGUACCACCACUGAUAGUGUUAUCGUGAACGCUAAAGAUGAUGAUUACUACCCUAACGGGCCUCCGUUUCACUUUGCCGUCAUCCCAGAGGGCACUCAGGGCAAAUGGCGCGUGGAGCAUUUAAAUGACACUGCAGCUAUCCUGAGGGCCCAAGGGCCCGUGUGGCCUGGUUCAUUUGAGGUGGAGUUUAUGGUGACGGACCAGCAGGGACUGUUCUGUCCAGAACCACAGAAAGCGACGGUCCAAGUUUGCACCUGUGAGGACGGGGUGGUGUGUGGAAAACGAGGGGCCCAAGGUCAGAACGACAAAGGAUCAUCGUUGGGACCUGCAGGCAUCGGACUGCUAUUCCUGGGCCUGCUGCUGUUACUACUCUUUCUUCUGUUGCUGCUCUUCUGCCAUUGUGGCGGGGCUGGUGGUCUGCCAGGGGGCUUUACUAAAAUGCCUUUCGAGACCAAAUCACACCUCAUUAACUACCACACCGAGGGUCAGGGAGAGAACACGGCGGUGCCGUUGCUGAACAUGCCAUUACAAGAGGCAGUGGUGCCCAUGCAAAGAUCUGAUAUCCAGAACUUGGCUGCCUUUCCAGAGGGUUAUGGAAGUGGGACUUAUGAUAGUGGGGCUUAUGGAAGAGGGGGUUAUGGAAGUGGGGCUAUUGGAAUUGGCCAGGGAGAGUGGGGGACGAUGAACCAGACGAACGGCAGUGUCUUCCAAUCUGAGUUUGAUGGCGGAGAAUCACGAGGAGGUGGAGGAAUGGAUGACGGCAUGGCUCUGCCAGACCACUUCCUGGGACAGUACUACUCUCAGAAGGUGCUCAGCGAUAACGAGAACCUUGGAGUGAAGGACGGUCUUUUGGUUUAUGACUACGAGGGCCAGGGCUCCCUCGCUGGGUCAGUGGGCUGCUGCAGCCUCCUGGAGUCUGACAACGACCUGCGGUUCCUCGAUGACCUCGGGAUGAAGUUCAAGACCCUGGCUGAGGUGUGCGGAGGCAAGAAGAUCCUGACUGAAGUCAAACCAGUGUACACUCCUCGGCCCAGUGCCUCCAUCAACACUCAGACCUCAGUGUCAAGUAUGAUGACUGCCCAACAGCUGCCCCCUCUACCCAAGCCGACCCCCCCUCAGACUGUGGUCAAGGAGGUAUCGGAGGUGGUGAAGGAAAGCACGGCCACAGUGAGGAAAGAGAUGCCCUCAGUGAGUACAGGGAUGACCAUAGUGAAGGAAGGGAUGCCCUCAGUGAGGACAGGGAUGACCAUAGUGAAGGAAGGGAUGCCCUCAGUGAGGACAGGGAUGACUAUAGUGAAGGAAGGGAUGGCAAAUCCAGGCCAGAUGCUCCUGCUACAGCCGCAGCAGCAGCAGCAGCCUGUCUACUACACCACCGCCCCUGUGAUGCAGCCCAUGCACUACGUAGUCCAGCCACAGGUUCAAAACACUGUGCUGCUGGCUGAGGCACCAGCUACCAACCUGCAGGGCAUGGUACUGGUUAACGGCAUCCAGACUGGACCUGCCCAAGGCAUGGUUGUACAAGGGCAGACAAUGAUGUCCAGCGGACCAGCCCAGGGCCCGCACAUGAUGCUGGUGGAGAGGAGCGGAAUCCAAGGCGGCGGUGCCAACCUGGUCCACACUGGCAACCUCUCUGGCUCCCAGACCAUGAUGGUGGUGGAGGGCAGGGUCCCAGCAGGGUCAAUGAAAGGGCUGAAUGGAAGCCAGAUUGGUGUCGUGCAGGGGGGCACUCUGCAGUCAGGAGGGCUUUCAGGAUCUCAGAGGGUCCUGGUGGUCGGAGGGCCAACAAGCAGUGGAGGGCAGUUGGUCCAGGAGGCAGGAAGUUUGUCCCAGAAGAUUGGGUCUCUCUCUGGGUCUCAAAGAGUUCUCUACAGCAAGGGCAGCUCAUCCAUGGGUCCUCAGAGCGGCACGCUGGGUUCCUCUACCACCACAGUGAGUUCUAUCCCCACCUACAGCAAGGUGGUGGUGCAGGAGACGAGAGAAAUUCGCUGAAUGAGAGAUUGUCAGGACAAGAGAGGACCUUUCCAGUGAUGCCAAUCAGACUGUUCCUUUGGCCUGGUACAGGUGGUGAUGGGAUGCUUGUGGGACUCGACUAAUGCAAGACCGCUAAUGGAGAGAGGGAAGGAUCCCCAUAAUCCCUCUUUUAAAUUUGACAGUACAGUUUUCAAAAAAGGUUUGUCAAUCCCAAAUGAGGAGAGACUCCCUUCAAUCAUUGACUUCCCAAAGGUUUGGGGGCGGCCCAAACCAGAGGCAACAUUCCAGUAGUUCUUCAAUACACCAGACAGGGAAAAUAAAGACAUAAAAUGUGAACGUUGAAGUGGAAUAAUAACAACAGCAAUUGGAGACUCUGAAAAUAUCCCAGCAGACCUAUCUAAUGUCUCAACUGCUAUAAACUGGGUUUGUGAAUAAAGCACUGCAGCACAGCUAUCUCCAGACCCCAAAAAUAUGUCUUGCAUUGUAAUACUUUUUUAUUCUUAUUUUUUAGCUGCGUCCAGCAGCUCUAUAGCUCUCUGUCGGUUGAUCUACAAAAUUUUCCCCACCCUUUAGGUGGAGGAGGCUGAUAUUUGGCAUGGAGUUCGAGUGUGUGGGUGUGAAGGUGUGUGUUUGUGGUCAUGCCAACUGGCAAAAAGGGGGUGUAGCAGUGUGUGUGGCCUAUGCCAAAAAGGCGCUUAACUUGUAAACAGAUUCACGUACCAUUGCCAAACUCAUGAAGCGCUGUGGGAGGUAUCAUUGCAGCAGAGUUCCUCCUCCAUGGUGUAGGUUAGCCCUAAGCUUCUUUCGUAACUCAUGAACCGUUUCUUGUAGACGCUUGUUGGAGGUGUGUAGAUACAUGUGCGAACAUGGUGGCAGUUAUUGCGGAUUCACACUUGUUUUGUACAAAUGUACAUCUUCAUGUUUUCUGUUGGCUCUGGCUCUAUUAUCUCUUGUUAUUGUAUGUUGUCUGUUGUUUUGCACCAAUAAAAAAAGAUAUAUAAAAACCUA
Molecule: messenger RNA, 6629 nt
Organism: Sebastes umbrosus (honeycomb rockfish)
Lineage: Eukaryota; Metazoa; Chordata; Actinopteri; Perciformes; Sebastidae
Product: desmoglein-2-like
Exons: 20
Coding region: 123-5639 (1838 amino acids)
Biological process (GO): homophilic cell-cell adhesion
Cellular component (GO): desmosome; plasma membrane
Molecular function (GO): calcium ion binding
Source: RefSeq, a predicted model, not a curated record